Molecule: messenger RNA, 532 nt
Organism: Saccostrea cuccullata (small rock oyster)
Lineage: Eukaryota; Metazoa; Mollusca; Bivalvia; Ostreida; Ostreidae
Product: nudC domain-containing protein 2-like
Exons: 4
Coding region: 16-480 (154 amino acids)
Biological process (GO): protein folding
Cellular component (GO): cytoplasm
Source: RefSeq, a predicted model, not a curated record
UCGUAAAAUUAUAGCAUGGCCCACUUUGAUGAGAGAAGUGGUUACAUCCCUUGUAAAACCGACUGGGGACAGUGGUGGCAAACCAAUGAGGAGGUGUACAUAGAAGUAAAUGUGCCCGAGGGGACCCCGGCCAAACACAUCAAGUGCGCAAUCUCUCACAAACACAUUAGAAUAACUGUUAAGGGACAGACAGUAAUUGAGGGAGACUUACCAAAUACGAUACAUGCUGACGAAUCUGUGUGGACUCUAGAGGACAAGAAAUUUCUGAGGUUGUGUUUACCUAAGAGUCACGUUGGAGCAGAGAAUUGUUGGGACUCUUUGCUAGUGGGACAGUAUAGGACCGACCCCUGGACGUUUGACCAGAUGGAGAAAAAGGCCACCCUACAGAAGUUUCAACAAGAGAAUCCUGGCUUUGAUUUCUCUGGUGCAGAGGUUUCUGGGAAUUAUCAGAAAGGUGGACCUAAAUUACCAGAUAAUUAAGAGAUUACAAAACUGACAAAUUUAACUCUAAGUGAGACAAUUCUGUAACUCA